UCGCCAUUGAAGCCGGCAUGUUUAGUCAACUUUUAAGCGGGCAUGAUCACUCAUCAUUAGGCGCGGAAGGUUCCUGGUGGACGCAGCUUCCUGUAUCCCGUCGGUGGAGAACCGAGGAAUUGCGGGCUGGACCGCCCUACAUGUUAGUGGUGAGUUCCUGUACUUAUUAACUAUGAGUACUAGGUUCCUUUACUUAAAGGGCUUUAUCCAUGAUUUGAUCUUGUGUUAUACUUCUGUACCGUCCAUGUCCAAAUCUUUUUUUCACAGAUAUUGCGAAGCCAAACUAUAUCGAACACCCACAACAUGCCCCUUUGGCUCAUUUUUCACCCCCCGGGGACUUUCGAGGACGAUUCCGCGAAACAAGCAUUAAGCAAAGACAUAACGAGCAUAUACACUGGAAUUGGCCUUCCUGCCUUCUAUGUCGUUGUCAACUUUGUUAAGCUCUCGCCUCAGGAUGUCUGGGUUGGAGGUGAACCGAAAACCGACCAACCAUUUAUUCGAAUCCUUGUCGACCAUAUUGCUGUUCGAAUUGAGAAUGAGGACCUCUCUUAUAAACGCACCGCUGAUGCUAUUGAAAAAGCGUUGAAGCCGCAUAUUUGUGACAAGGGUUAUGAUUGGGAAUUCCAUGUCGAUGAGACUGAAAGGAGACUUUGGCGCGUCAAUGGAAUGAUCCCUCCUCCGUUUAGGAGCGAUACGGAGAAGCAGUGGGCGAAGGACAACAAACCAUCUCGGUGGGACGGUGCAUACUAAGAUCUUAGAUUGGGCUUGGGGGUAUUUGGUUUUGAACCCAUCCUCUGUCCCGGCCAACGCCGCAAUUGGACUGUUACUCCUAUGCUGGAGACUGUAUUUACUGUGCGUAUUGAUUUUGUAUUUGAAUUCAUACGUUUCCUUGACUAGGUAAUCCAUUACUAGCAUAAGUUUACAGCUGAUUGGAUCGGAUGCGUGGCUGGUUCCUCUAUCCCAUACUUAUUCCCGGC
Aspergillus versicolor CBS 583.65 is the source of this 977-nucleotide messenger RNA. Its product is annotated as tautomerase family protein. The record is from RefSeq and is a predicted model, not a curated record. Lineage: Eukaryota; Fungi; Ascomycota; Eurotiomycetes; Eurotiales; Aspergillaceae. Bases 304 to 750 code for a protein of 148 amino acids. The transcript has a single exon.